Molecule: messenger RNA, 3933 nt
Organism: Entelurus aequoreus (snake pipefish)
Lineage: Eukaryota; Metazoa; Chordata; Actinopteri; Syngnathiformes; Syngnathidae
Gene: gja10b
Product: gap junction protein alpha 10 b
Exons: 3
Coding region: 153-1592 (479 amino acids)
Biological process (GO): cell communication
Cellular component (GO): connexin complex
Source: RefSeq, a predicted model, not a curated record
AUAGGGUCAUGAUGGAUCAAUUAUUGCAAACUGGAGACCUAGUUCCCAACAGCGAUAAAAUGAUCAGCACCGGUCAGUUGGGUCUCUUCUCUUGCAAAGGGAACAAUGACAAAUGAGGGCAGGCACCAUAGAUCUGUCAAAUGUGACCAAGGAUGGGGGAUUGGAAUUUGCUCGGGAGCAUUUUAGAGGAGGUCCACAUUCACUCCACUAUUGUGGGGAAGAUUUGGCUCACCAUCCUCUUCAUUUUCCGCAUGCUUGUGCUUGGUGUUGCGGCUGAAGACGUUUGGGAUGAUGAACAGAGUGAGUUUGUUUGCAACACAGAACAACCUGGGUGCAAAAAUGUUUGCUAUGACCAGGCUUUCCCCAUCUCCCUGAUUCGCUACUGGGUUCUUCAGAUCAUAUUUGUGUCCUCUCCAUCCUUGGUCUACAUGGGGCAUGCGUUGUACCGUUUGAGAACCCUUGAUAAGGAGAGACACAGAAAAAAAGCCUGCCUGAAAGCUGAGUUGGAGGGGGCAGACCCCGUACAGGACCACAAGCGAAUAGAGCGAGAACUCAGGAAACUAGAGGAACAGAAGAAGGUACGGAAAGCUCCCCUUCAAGGCUCCCUGUUGAGAACAUACGUUUUCCAUAUCUUGACCAGAUCUGUAGUGGAAGUGGGUUUCAUUAUAGGUCAAUGUGCUCUCUAUGGCAUUGGACUGUCUCCUCUGUACCGAUGUGAGAGGUUGCCUUGCCCCAACAGUGUGGACUGUUUUGUGUCACGACCAACGGAGAAAAAUAUUUUCAUGGUUUUCAUGCUGGUUAUAUCGGGAGUCUCUUUAAUCCUCAAUCUUCUUGAGAUUUUCCAUUUAGGGGUGAAAAAGAUCAAACAAAGUUUGUACGGUUACAAAUAUGGAGACAACGACAGUGCAUGCAGGUCCAAGAAAAACUCUAUGGCGCAGCAGCAGGGUUGCAUACUACCAAAUUCUUCCCCACAGAAGUUGCAACAUACACAAAUAAGCUGCUCGUUUCUGUCCAAUCGUGAUGAAGAUACACAGGACUUGACCGCCAUACCACCUCAUACUCAGGAGCCGAACAUCCCAAACCACCUGCCAGCACAAGCUUACCAGCCAAGCCAAGCUGACAUCAAGAGUCUGCAGCAACUUCGAGCUGUGGAGAGGCGACAUACUCUGGACAUGGGGAGGCAGUCAUCUUGCAGUGACAACUCCGAUGCACCUCAUAACCCCGGCAUGUUGCAGUACACAGAACCUCAACCUACAUUAAUGGCCAGCCACAUUAAUAUCCCUGCAGUCCUAAACUUUUCACAAGGAAAGCAGAGCAGAGUGAGUAUAUAUAAAGAAUUUAGCGAUGCAAGUGAUUCUCUUGGGAGUGACCUCUUCCCAACAACCAGGAAGAGCAGCUUCAUGUCCCGGGGAAUGUCUGAUGGAAGGCAGGGGACUCCAUCUCCCAGCCUAGAUUCUAUAAAUGUUACAAAUACUGAAGCUCAGCACUUCAACGGGGAAGAGAGUCCCAUAGAGACUCCACCGCUUCCAGGCAGUGGGAGGAGGAUGUCUAUGAACAUGAUUCUGGAGCUGUCUUCAAUCAUGAAAAAGUAAAUUCGGAGCUCAGAUGUGUCAUGUGGGAGCUGACUCAGCAGGUCUAACCCUGCCCUGUGUCUUCUUGUUGUAUGUCUGGGUAUUACUCACACUCUUAUAUUCAUGUGACAUGUUGCCAAACAUUGUACUCAGAGUAACGUUACUUUAGAGCAGUUCUUCUCAGAUAAUGGGGAGUUGGGGAUUGGCGUGUGACCCCAGGAAACUUGCUUUAUUAGUUCCAUGCUUCAAACCCGCUUUGAAAAGCAUGUGCACUACAAAAUGUGCUAAUUGUAGCCAUUAUUCCUGACUUCUAAAUGUAUUUAUUUUAAAAAAGAAAUCAGUAUACAUUGUUUUAUUAAUUUUUGUUAUAAAUAUUGUGCUACUGAGUUAAUGUUACUGAUCAAUUUGCAUGUAUUAUAUAUUAAGUUUAAUUUCAGGUUUCAGUAUCAAAUGGUUCGAGUUGGUCAAAAGUGAUUAUAGUUUGAAUAAGGGUUUCAAUGUAUUUUUUAUUUCUGCCAAAUGAUGCACUUUAAAUAUUUUCUGUUGCAGUCUCAAAAAAUUGUUGAUGAAAAUACUAUUUCUUGUAAGUUGAUCUAUAUUAAUUUAUGUAUUUUCUUUAAUGUUACUAAGGAUACAAUGCAGGAGUGUACUCAUAACAAUUUAUACACAAAUGAUAUCAUUCAUAGUCACGAUGGAGAUUGGGGGUGCAAAAUGUUUUCUUCUACCUAGAGGGAGUGAAACAGAAAAUAAAUGAGAAGCACUGUUUUAUAGUAAUAUGACUCAAAUAAAACUAUGAAGUAGUCAUACAAAUAAUUACUCAAGUACUGAGUAACUUUUGAUUUACUGUAUAUAGCAGCUAUUUUUAAUGGUGUCCGUGCGUGUGUGACAGAGAUCUAACUACAUGUGCUACAAAAGAUGCACAUUUUACAGUCACUCAUGAUGUUAACAGGACUAAUGUUAGCAUCUGCUUAACUACAACAUUAAAAAAAAACAUCUACAACUUACCAAAACGUGUUUUGUAUAGUUCAGGGGUCGGCAAACCAAAAUGUUGAAAGAGCCAUAUUGGACUAAGAAUACAAAAAAUAUCCGUCUGGAGCCGCAAAAAAUUAAAAGCCCUUCAUAAAUCUUAUAAUAAAGGCAACACAUGGUGUUAAAAUGUUAUAUAUAUUCUACACAAUUUUGUAAAAUUGGAAAACAUUAGUAAAAGGGAGGCUUCUCAGAGGCUGAGAUAACCCCUGGAAAUUACUGGCUUAACCUGGCCAACUGUGUCCAAGUUAAAGGACACGACAGGCUCUCUUCUCCUAAUGGAUUUAUUACAAUCUUUGCAAGCUGGGUAACGUUUGCUGUUGUCUGGAACAACAGAGUACACAAACAACUAUCAGAAUUGCAGACAAUAUUACAAACAGAUAAUGUGUCAUGAGACAUGCAAAUAUAAAUUAAAUAGAGGACAUAAGUAAAGGAAAUUAAAUGAGCUUAAAUAUACCUACAAACAAGGCAUAAUGAUGCAAUAUGUACAUACAGCUAGCCUAAAUAGCAUGUCGAUGAGCUUGGAGUCUUGCAAUGACCAAAUAUGCCUGAUUAGCACUCCAACAAGUCAAUAACAUCAACAAAGUUCACCUUUGUGCAUUUGCACAGUAUACAAUGUUUGGUGGACAAAAUGAGACAAAAAAGGAGUGGCAUAAAACACGUCUUUCUGUGGCAGCGUCGGAGAAAGUUGUAUGUAAACAAACUACGGUGAGUUCGAGAACCACCAAAAUUAGUAGGACAAAACGGCGCUUGCCAAAUACAAAUCUGGAAAGCUUGUUUGAUAUAAACUGGGAUUUCUAACAAUUAGGAAAGCUUUUGUCAUGUUUGUCCUUCUAGAGAAACCAUAUUAAAACAAAAAAAUAUACCCCCCGCCCCCACACCUUUUUCCAUUUUCAUGCAUUUUUGAGAAAGUUUCAGAGAGCCACCAGGGCGGCGCUAAAGAGCAGCAUGUGGCUCUAGAGCCGCGGGUUGCCAAUCCCUGGUCUAGUUGAAAGUUAAAUUUUUGUAGGCUGAAAUGUGAACAUUUCUACCGUCACAGAUGAGAGAGUAUGGUAUGAAUGUUAUUUUUUCCCCUAGUUUUUAAGGUAUGCAUUGCAGAGCUGUGCUGCCUCGUAUUGAGUGUAGUGUAGUCACGUCACUAGUGCUUACAUUAGAUUGAUGAAACGCACUCAUGUGACAGUGCCCGCGAGAAGAUGUCUCUCCAACAAGUCAAAAGUACGAUUAUGCAAGCAGUAAUCAAUAGACAACAAAUACAUAUAAUGAUGAUAUAAAUAACCUAUUUUUCGGACUAUAAGGCACACUUAAAAUCCUUUAAUUUUCUCAAAAAUCAACAGUG